Messenger RNA from Salmo salar (Atlantic salmon), 7674 nucleotides. The record is from RefSeq and is a predicted model, not a curated record. NCBI's taxonomy places the organism in Eukaryota, Metazoa, Chordata, Actinopteri, Salmoniformes, Salmonidae.
AGUGGCCUGCCUACUCUUCUGUUAUUCUAGACCCAGUUUGUUGGACAGUGAGGAUUUGUUUUGUGUUAUACUCUGGUUCAACGUUUCACCGUUGUCCAAUUAAUUGAAGUUGUUGGUUCUUUACCAUUUUAUGUUACUUCUCGUAGUUAUAGAUCAGCCUCCAUGUGGUUUCGGCAUAGUUUUUCCACAGCAGCCUCCUGCUGAAAAGUUUCUGAGAAGGCUCUAGUGGUUUGCAGUGUAUUGACUUUUCUGGUGUGAAAAAGUGUGAUCAAGUUUGUUUUUAUUUUUCUUUGGAAAAGGGAACAUACCCCAAAACAUGGGCUCUUUUAAGCUGGAUUUUUUGCCUGAGAUGAUGGUGGACCAUUGCUCUUUGAAUUCUAGUCCUGUGGCAAAGAAGAUGAAUGGGACCCUGGACCACCCAGACCAGCCCGACAUCGAUGCUAUCAAGAUGUUCGUUGGCCAGAUUCCACGGUCCUGGGCAGAGGAACAGCUGCGGGAGCUAUUUGAGCCUUACGGCGCCGUCUAUGAAAUCAAUGUCUUGCGUGACAGGAGUCAAAACCCCCCACAAAGCAAAGGUUGUUGUUUCAUAACAUAUUACACUCGCAAAUCUGCAUUGGAAGCACAAAAUGCUCUUCACAACAUGAAAAUUCUCCCAGGGAUGCAUCACCCCAUUCAGAUGAAGCCAGCUGACAGUGAGAAGAAUAAUGCGGUGGAAGACAGGAAGUUGUUCAUAGGAAUGAUAUCGAAAAAGUGUAAUGAGAAUGACAUCAGACUUAUGUUCUCGCCGUACGGACAGAUCGAGGAAUGUAGAAUACUACGUGGGCCGGAUGGACUGAGCCGUGGUUGUGCGUUUAUAACAUUUACAGCAAGACAGAUGGCACAGUCAACAAUCAAAUCCAUGCACCAAUCACAAACUAUGGAGGGCUGCUCGUCUCCCAUCGUAGUGAAGUUUGCCGACACGCAGAAGGACAAGGAGCAGAAGCGCAUUGCCCAGCAGCUUCAGCAGCAGAUGCAGCAGCUCAACACUGCCUCAAUGUGGGGGAAUCUGACCGGGCUCAACUCUCUGGGACCACAGUAUCUGGCACUUUAUUUACAGCUCCUUCAGCAGUCUGCCACCUCUGGGAAUGCCCUCAACAACCUUCAUCCCAUGUCUGGUAUGUCAGGGCUGAAUGCCAUGCAGAACCUGGCUGCCCUGGCAGCCGCGGCCAGUGCCACACAGGCCACACCCACGGGCAGCAGCGCUCUCACCACCUCUAGCAGUCCCCUCAGCGUGCUCACCAGCUCAGGUACGAGUACUGGACAGCAGGCACACUCAUCAUGGGACGCCUACAAGGCAGGAUCGUCACCCACCUCCUGUAACAACAACUCAAUGAACCCCAUGGCCUCCUUAGGGGCGCUGCAGUCUUUGGCCGCAGGGGCUGGAGCCGGCCUCAACAUGGGCUCACUUGCAGAGCUCCUGUGUCUAGGGAUGGCAGCCCUGAACGGUGGUCUAGGCAGCGGGGGCCUGUCGAACGGAACUGGUAGCACCAUGGAGGCCCUUACCCAGGCCUACUCUGGGAUCCAGCAGUACGCUGCUGCUGCCCUCCCCAGCCUCUACAACCAGAGCCUGCUCUCCCAACAGAGUGUCAGUGCUGCAGGAAGCCAGAAGGAAGCAAGCGACAGUCGGAGCAUGGGCCCUGAGGGAGCCAACUUGUUCAUCUACCACCUCCCCCAGGAGUUUGGAGACCAGGAUCUGCUCCAGAUGUUCAUGCCCUUUGGCAACGUUAUUUCCGCUAAGGUGUUCAUUGACAAGCAGACCAACCUCAGCAAGUGUUUUGGCUUUGUGAGUUACGACAAUCCAGUCUCAUCCCAGGCCGCCAUUCAGUCGAUGAACGGUUUCCAAAUUGGCAUGAAGCGACUAAAGGUGCAGCUGAAGAGAUCCAAAAAUGACAGCAAGCCAUACUGAAUGCUUUCUCUCAAUUGGACUUGGUUAGGAAAUUGUUUUUUUUUCUGGUAAGUGGAGUGUGAAUAAGAAACUAAAACCCUGCUGCAAACCCCUACCCUCUCCUCAUUCUUCCCUAUCCCUUUGCGCAUAUCAAGAUUUCCACUUUGCUGGGGUCACUCCUUUCUAUUCUCUGUAUUAACAAACGCAAGCAGAAAACAAAAACAACAUGCAAAAGGAUGUUGCUCAACUGAAACUGGAUACUUACAUUCUGUUUUGUUUUUGAAAUUUUCUUUUUUAAACAAUUGUGUUUGUUCAUUUUAAGUGAAGGUGUCAUUAGUUUGCUGUGUAAAGUUAAGUCAUUAUGAUGUUGCACAAUGACAGCCAGUUGCCAAAAUAUCCCCUUGAUUUUUACCCCUUCUCCCACCACCACCUAAUCAUGCCCCCUGACCCAACUCCAAAUGAAUCCCAUCAUAACCAAACCAUCCCCAUGGUUGCGUUCUUAAAAGCUCUGAUGCGUCAUGCGGAGCCUUCCAGAAAACUGCCUUUUUGAAAUGAGGAUGGACAGACCAUGCACCGGAUAAUGGCAAGAAAACAAUAGCUGUUUGCCGACUGCAAUUAUCAAUUAUCUACAUGUACGCAAGAUCUGACUUCACUCCAGCAGAUGAGCCAUUUUUUAAAAUUUGUUUUAUUUAGAAGUUGCCUGAAAAGUCUAUUGGUGAUGCUGUACCAGGAAUACAUUGCAUACAGUAGGCUUUUACUCAUUGUUUUUGUUUGUUUGUUUAUUUAUUUAUUUAUUAACCAACAAGAAGCUUGAAUUUCUGUUCUCAACAUUAUACUUUGGAGCAAAAUAGUUUUUUACAACUCUGAAUGAAUUGAUUUGUAAGACGUCAGCAGUAUUGCCUUGAAUGAUUUUGUGAGAUAUUUAACUUGCCAACCUCUUGAUUGGUCUCAGGACAAUGUCACAACGCCACACCCUUGCUUCAGGCAUGUAGUGUAUCUGAAAUAUUUCACCCUUUUUUAAAAUUGAAUAUCUGAGAGAGAAUAUAGAGUCCUGCGUCAUUAACAAAUACUGUGCUGAAUGUGUGUGAAGGGAGGAGUAAUUGGGUCCUACUUUAAGUUUUAAUGAACACAGCCGUUAAAGUGUCAUCUGGCUUGAGUAAUAUUAUUCCCCACCUGUCAGAUGUGUAAAUUUGGCCUUCUGUCUAAUGCUGCCCUUCACAUGUCGUCUUUUAAGUGAGGAACAGUGACUUUAAUAGCGGCAAUAACUUAGUCUCUACUCUCCCAUGAUCUUUAACUUCAAAUUAGCAUUCCGCCCCAUUUAGAAUAUUCGCAUUCAAUCUAUUUCCUUUCUGUUUAGCUGUCAGUUCAAGUAGAACAUCAGUCCUACUUCUAACACUAAAUGGAAUAUCACUUGGCAUUUUAGGCUUGCAGCAAUUGAGUGUCCUGGAAAAGAGCAACAUUGGGACUUUUCGAAGUUAACAUUUGUCAGAUUCAUCCUAAAUUAUCCAAUCAGCUCUACUAAUUACCGAUGCAAAAAUAAUGCUCAAAUUAGAUAUAAUUGAUUUGUAUUUAAUUUUUUCUCUCUCGUUAUCCGCAGUUCAAGUAGUCUGCUCUACCUCUGAGCUGGUUAGAUGAGACUACUCCCUCAAAAUACUGGCUUCCCUGUAGAUAUUUAUUCCAGUGUGUGUAUUUAUUAUUAACUGAAAACGCUAGCAUUUCAUGAUUUGGCGACGUUAAAUAAAUGUUAAUCACUACAACAAACACAGUAAUCCGUUUCUUAGACUUCCAUUAACUUAUAAAGUGUUUUUGUAGAAAUGGAAAGAAGCAAUUGUCCAGAUGAUGUAUAUUACAAAACUAUUAUGCCUUUUCUAUUUUUAUAAAGGUUUUAUACUUCUCCCAAGUGUCGGGAACUAUUUAUUGCCUACAUUAUUUCUCUGAAUUGAAAUGAUUUUUUUCAAGAAUCUUCAACAGUAUUUUGUAGAAUCCUAAUGUGACGUUGGUUACUACAUUUAAAUAUGUGAGGGUUAAACUACUGACCCGUGUAGCCCUAUUCAAGUGUUUAUUGUUAAUGUGCAGCAAGUGACAAUUUUGUAUGGUCAGUGAGUAGGAUUUGCCAGCUGCUAAAGUUUCAAAACUGUAGUCCCCUUGCAUUUAAAGAAUGGAAUAUAUUAUAGGGAAAAUCAAUAUUUUACUUGAGUUCAACCUAGAUGUGUGCCUAUUUAACUAUCAUUUCCAUGUGCAUAACAAUACCAACUGAGAAAAUAGGCUUAAGCAGGGUUACUGCAAGGUUAAGUCCAGGGUAUUUGCUGCCAUUAAAAUAAGUCCAAAGACUGAAUCUCAGCUGAUGGGGGCACAUAGUUGUUGUACAUGAACUUAACCAUCACUGUUAACUUUGCUGUACAUCUCAUACUUUUGCUUUGUAUGAAAGGCAUCAUUUUGCGUAAGCAUACAGAAGUGGAAUUCUUAAGAAUGGCAGCAGAUUAUGGUAGAGAGAACAUGAGAAGAUGCCAAACACUCACAGAAAAGCUGUUUUUGUUUAUAAUGUGAAACAGACUAAUGUAGUCUUAAAGUUUUAUAGCUUAAACUUUUUUACUCAUUUGUUUUAUAAAUUGUCUUCAGUUUGUUUGCACUGUCUUUACUUACCCUUUCUGUAUUGUAUUGACAAACUGCCUUCUUAUUUUAAAAGAAAGUUACCUCCUUGCCACUUAAAGUACAGAUACUGUACUUGACUCAGUUUUGUAUUGUGCCCUCGAGAAAAGCUCCUUUGCUGUGGAUGUAAUUUAGCUGUAUUGCAUAUGAUGGAAUUAUGAACAGAUGAAGCACACAUUCAAGAGAAAUGUUGACUGAGAUUAGUUGACAAUCAGCUCUCAUAGAUCAUUCUAGCAAAGCACAAUUAAUCUAAUAUUGCUGGCUCGUAACCCAGGUGACUAUCAUUACAAGCAAUGAAUAGCAAAAAAAUGCUAUUUUUACAAUCUGUAAGAAAAUUUAAAAAAGCACAUUGGGACAGAUGGCGCUAAACCCCUUGGGAGGAUUAUUUCCUGAAAUUGGAAUAUUACUGAUCAUUUAUAUAUUUCCCUUUAUAUUUUUGACUACUGUAUGAAGAGUCCUCAAAUGUAAUACUAAGUCACAAAUGUUGACUGUACAGUAGUAGGCAGUCAGUGUGGUGUCUCGGUGUUGUGUCCUGUAAGUUCUUACCUCAAUUCUCUGUUCGCAUGUUGCUUGUGUUCCCCCUCUGUCCUUUCGCCUCUUCUGUCUCACAUUAAAUGUUCUGUGUUUAGAUUGUGUAUCUGGUAGUGACCCCCUCCCCAUGCAAAGAUAAUCAUUUAUGAUUUUCUUUUUUCUUCCCUCUCCUUUUUCCGUUGUUGCUUUAACCUAAGUUUGUCUCCCUGUUUUGUUUUAUUCUAGAUAUCUUCGUGCCCGUUUGUUCAUCGUUUGCCUAGCAUGUUGAUGUGACGUCAAAAGUUCAUCGUCCAGUACGUUGUCCUCUGCACUUCUAUGGCGCUUGAAAUGUUCACCUUUUUGACCUUUUGUUAGCUUUUGGCGUUUAUUGGAAAAUGUUUUUGUUUGUUCUGUUUCUCUUUUGUCCUUUGUGCUGCCAAUAGGGUGCGCUAGACAGACUGCCAAGAAAAUAAAUCUAUAAAGCUACAUGAGUUGUUACAAGCAAAAAAGAGAAUGUAUUUUUCGAGAACUUACUGACAUAACCACUAGAUUUUUCCAAAUCGGUUUAUUUUUUUGUUUAAUUUGACCUUAAUAGUAAACACGUUUAUUUUUCCCUUUGUUUUGAGCGGUCUUCCUAGCGCCCCCCACACUACGUUUUUGUUUUGUGUCUGAAAGCAACCAAUCAAUUUAUAGAAACUACUUUUGCGUGUGGGUGUUUUUUCUCUUGUAAGUUCUAAGCUUUUUUAGGAUGUCUUUGGUCAUAUUUUGCUGAACUGGGGAUGACUUUCUCAUUUUGCGUUAGGUUAGUUGGUAUGAGGGUAAUUUUUGGGGAGUUUCUAAUGAGUGACAACGAUAUACACUUGAAUCUCCGUUUUUGUCUUUCAGUGUGUGAAGUCAUCACAGGCACAUAAUGUUUUCAUUUCUUUUUGUGUGGAAAUCAUCCUUAGUCUGAAUAAUAAAAUAUACAAAAUGAGCAGAAUUGAGUUUCUUUUCAGUUAUAUAUAUAUAUAUAUUUAGCAUGCACGUUUUUUUUGUAACUGCACUGAAAUCCUCAGCAAAAUGUGAUUGACUUUUUUUAAUAGAAUAAAAAAAGUUAUGAGUAAACUAGUGCCAAACGAUGCCGGUGGUCACAUUUAUCUCUUACACGUUGCCCUUUGAAGUUAACAUCUGGGCAACAAAAGUAGGGGUUGGUUUCUUUUUCAACGUUGAUGUGGUGGGUUGUACCUCGUAGGUUUUCAUGUGUGUUUAGACAAAUUUUAGAGACCCCUAUUUUAUAUUAGGACUUGAGGUGAAGUUAGGUGUUGGAAUUAUUUUGAUUUUUCUGUCGUACAAGUAUUCCCAAAACUAGAUAAAACCAGGUUAUAAAGCAUGUGCCCUUAAAGGCUUAUUUGUUUCAACUUUGGGAUUCAUUCUGUUGGGUUGGGAGUGUUUUUGUCUCAUAAUAAAGGCUAAACACUACCUUUUCAUGCAGUUCCUGAUAAACGUAUUUUACUCCCAGAGAGCACAGUUUUUAUUAGCAUACCUUGUCUUUAAUAUAGUUGUAUUGCAUUGGCAUAGUGUGUAGAAUGUGAAGUGAUGCUUUAUCUGACCUGAGUUUGUCUGAUGACUUUAGGCAUGUUAAAUGUGUGUCGUUGUGCAUUAACGUCAUCAAUUUGCUUUACUUGGGCAAUAUGAAUCCCUUCUACUGUCAUCAUUUCAGUCCACAUGUAUACAAACCAUUGUCUUUGCAGUAGUUAAAACAUGGCUCCAUCCCUGUUUAACAUCAGUGCCCUCUUCUUAAACCAGGAUUGGGUUUUAGAAAUGGAGCCUCUAACCACAUUAUAGAACUGUCACAUGUUCUGUACUCAGAACUACCCUUUUAAUUAUUUUCACCAUUAAAAAACACUUCUCUGGGUUAUUGAUCUCCCAUUGUUCAACAAAAAUGUAUUGGAUAGAAUCUCAAAUGAAUUGACCUGCAGAAAAAAUACAGACGAAUUGGAUUGACUGGGCUCUUUAAUUUUAAUAUUAUGUGACAGAUUGUAUUUCCAGAUUUGUCAGCUGCUAGGUCUGAGUUUAAAUGUGAUCCUAAAAAAGAAACCUGUUGGAUAUUUUUUGCAAUAUUAUUGGUACAAAGUGACUGACUUUCUAUUUAACAUUUGGUUUGUACAGUUGCCUUUUCUACUAGAACAAAGUUAUUAUAUUUCACAAUGUGACAUUGAAAUUCAAGAAAGUUCAAACAUGUAGAGCUUAGUUGCCACAUGACCAAACCUUAGUCUGUACAGCUGUAAUAUUAAUUGAUUAGAAUGCAAUUCUGUGAAGUCGCCUUUUGGUGAAUUCAAUUAAAAGCUUUACUUUCUAUAUAUUUUUGUUGUACAAUGUUGUGAUUUCGCUGUGAGGCAUAGACAUUGCUGAAUUUAUUAGAUGGCCAAAACAGUUGCUUUUUUAAUAUUUUCAGUUCAAUAUUGUCUUAAAUGUUUUUGAUUUAAGGAUAACACUUGUCUCCACAGGCGUGAAGCUAAGUGCACACUCAAUAAGCUGUUGUUUUGUGAGCCAAAAUUGUGAUCCCUAUUUGGUUGGUUUGUUUAUGUACAAUUAAAAUGUUUAAAAAUUCA